This is a messenger RNA of Kogia breviceps (pygmy sperm whale), 756 nucleotides long. The record is from RefSeq and is a predicted model, not a curated record. Lineage: Eukaryota; Metazoa; Chordata; Mammalia; Artiodactyla; Physeteridae.
AUGGGCAACGAGGCCAGCCUGGAGGGCGGCGCUGGCGACGGGCCGCUGCCGCCCGGGGGCUCCGGCCCCGGCCCCGGCGCAGGGAAGCCGCCUUCAGCACCGUCUGGUGGAGGACAGCUCCCGGCGUCAGGCGGGGCGCGGGUAACCGCCGAACCACCCGGUCCAGGCCCCGGGCCCGGUGGCGGCCCGGGCACCGUUUCCAGGAGACUGGACCCCAAGGAGCCCCUGGGUAGCCAGAGAGCAGCUUCCCCAACCCCAAAGCAGCCUUCUGUGCCUGCUCCCAGCCGUGAGAGCCCCCAGGAGACGAGGGCACAGGGCCCAGCAGGCCAGGAGGCUGAUGGCCCCCGCCGGACGCUGAAGGUAGACGGCAGGACGCAGAGAUCAGGGCGGUCCCCCUCUGUGUCACCGGACAGAGGCAGCACCCCCACAUCACCCUACUCCGUCCCCCAGAUCGCCCCCCUUCCCAGCAGCACGCUGUGUCCCAUAUGUAAGACCUCGGAUCUCACGUCAACCCCCAGCCAGCCAAACUUCAACACCUGCACCCAGUGUCACAACAAGGUCUGCAACCAGUGUGGGUUCAACCCCAACCCUCACCUCACCCAGGUAAUCAGCUCUGCGCCGGCUUCCUCCACCCCACCUGUCUUUCCAGGCCUCCCCGGUUCCCCUUUUCACCAGCUCUCUUUUCCUGGCCAUUUCCCUUGGCCAUCAGCUUCUGCAUCUUCCCAGGGCUUGUAUUCUGGCUCCCAGAUGUGGUAG